Zootermopsis nevadensis is the source of this 1216-nucleotide messenger RNA. RefSeq names its product BUD31-like protein (gene l(1)10Bb). The record is from RefSeq and is a predicted model, not a curated record. Lineage: Eukaryota; Metazoa; Arthropoda; Insecta; Blattodea; Termopsidae. Gene Ontology annotation, biological process: mRNA splicing, via spliceosome. Gene Ontology annotation, cellular component: nucleus; spliceosomal complex.
UUGGUAUUAUUUGUGGUGAUGAUGUUGGAAGAGGACAGGAUCUGGUGGAGGACUUUGGUUAAUUCGGUGAUGAACCUUCGGGUUCGGUAAGCCAUCUAGUUAGUUAGGGUGUUUUGACGAAUGGUGAGAGGCAGAAUUUUACAUUUACAUUGACUUUCAAAACAAUAAUGAUUUUAUGCUUCAAUUAGUAAUCUCAGAGGGAUAUUUAUUACUAAUAGUAAGGAAGAAGUAGAACUUUAAAUUUUCAAGAUUGGCACUUACUUGUACUACUCUGCGUUUGUGGUUCGUUAGUUUGCUUGUCUUUGCGUGGAAAUUAAUUUGUUAAAUUAUAUAAUUUUAUCUUCCAACAUUAUGCCUAAAGUCAGAAGAAGCAAGAAAUCACCACCUGAAGGGUGGGAACUCAUUGAACCAACAUUAGAAGAACUGGAGCAAAAAAUGCGAGAAGCCGAAACAGAACCUCAUGAAGGAAAGAGAAAAGUAGAAGCAUUGUGGCCAAUUUUUAAGAUCCACCACCAGAAAUCGCGUUAUAUUUAUGACUUAUUUUACCGCAGGAAAGCUAUCAGCAGAGAAUUGUAUGAAUACUGUUUGCGAGAGAACAUAGCAGAUAAGAACCUAAUUGCAAAAUGGAAGAAACAAGGUUAUGAAAAUCUGUGCUGUCUUCGAUGCAUCCAAACCAGAGACACAAAUUUUGGUACCAAUUGCAUAUGUCGGGUUCCAAAAGGGAAACUUGAGGAAGGUCGCAUUGUGGAAUGCAUUCACUGUGGAUGCAGGGGCUGCUCAGGAUAAUGACAAUAUAUUAGGAACAUCUGUGAAUAAUACAUUCUGUAAUUGGUGAUAAAAGUGGCAGUAUAUGUAUGUAAUGGAUUCCAGGGCAAUACUUGUAAGUAAUGAUGAAAUGAGUUUUGAUACAGUGUGAAUGUAUGGUGGAGAGUUUUAGCUGUAAGGUAUGGUAUAAGUUGAUGCCCAUGAGAUGGGAGAAGAAAUAUUCUGUAUUGUACAGAGAGUCCCAUGUAACUCGAAACCCACAUAUUUGCUUGCGACUGCUACGUUCUGCAUUGAUACUAGUCUUCCAGUAGUUCACAUGCUGCUGUGGCUGUGGCUUGCUCUUGUGGAUGUUGCCAUGUUAAGUGGGACACUCUAUAGUAACAGGGCUCAUUAUGAAUUAUUUUUGUAAACAGAACGGAAGAGGUGUUAUAAAAGAGUGUGUAUAACUGUA